Austrofundulus limnaeus is the source of this 1354-nucleotide messenger RNA. RefSeq names its product transmembrane protein 125. The record is from RefSeq and is a predicted model, not a curated record. The transcript has 2 exons. NCBI's taxonomy places the organism in Eukaryota, Metazoa, Chordata, Actinopteri, Cyprinodontiformes, Rivulidae. The coding region runs from base 490 to 1191 and encodes 233 amino acids.
UUCAUGGUUCAGCCUUUUGUUUUCAUCGGGGGCAAAGUGGACAAUGUCUCUGAGCACAUCCAACACGUCUGCUGUGACCUGCCGUUUCUCCACUCCACCACAGAAGAUGGAGAUGCUCAGCGCUGAGAGGACGGAGUGAGGGGGUCCUGCCUGACACCGGGGGGAGGACCGAAAAUACUGACGUGUCAGAGCAGUGGGAGCUUGGAGAAACUCAUCUGAAGGGGUUAACAAUGGCUGUUAUUUCUCUCUAGGAGGAUGUUUCUUCUGUUUCAUCUCUUAAACCAGGUGCUGUGGAUGAAUCCUACAGGACGCCUGGACUAGAAGCUCCUUCUUCAGGCAGACUGGGUUCUUUUCUAAAGAAUGAAACAGAAGUAUAACUGAUGGAUCUUUAAAGCACUCACAUGUUUUGACCCAAAAGUUCCUUGAUGGGACUAGCACCAUUCUUCUGCAGCUCUGAGUUGAAGGUAUCGCCCUGCCUUCACCCCAGCCAUGCCUGAGAUGCAGACCUUCUACUACAACAUCCGCCGGUCCCCCGGCCUGUACCUGGACCCCACCCUUACACAGCUACGUCUCCUGGAAGACCGAGCAGAGUUCUGGUGGUUCAGGGAGCCACGGCACUCCUUGUUCUGUUACUGUGCCUCAGUGACCCUCAUCCUGGGCCUGGGUCUUGGUGGCGUAGGCCUACUGUCCACCACCGGCCUGUCUGUGGAGUGGCGCCUCGGGGUGGGCACAACCCUCUGCCUCUUGGCCCUGGCGGUUUUGCUCAAGCAGCUCCUCAGCUCCGCCAUCCAGGACAUGAACUGCGUGCGCAGCCAACGCCGCAUCGAGCAGCUGAGGAGCGGCGGGAAGGCUGACCCGGCACUGAUUUUAGCAGUGGGGGUGGCGGUGACGCUGUGCGGAGCGGUGCUGCUGUGCGUGGCCACCGUCAGCAACCGGAGCCGGGGUCACGACAGCAGAGAGAUGCUGGUGUCUGGGAUGGUACUGCUGGCUGCCGGCGCAGGCAUGACCCUGGCUGUGGUGGGCUACGGUGUGGGUGUGCACCUCAAGAGAAGAAGAGAACAGAGGAGGAGGAGGAGGAUGAGCAGAGUGAGGAGGCUGGGGGGUCCAUCUGUCCGAGUGUUCAGUGUCUCAGGUGGACAGAUGAGUCAGGUCAGGAGAGACACGUCUGCCAGCAGGACUAGUCUCAUCUGAACACUGGAUUAAAUCUGUCCUGUUGUUCCUGAGCCUCUUCUGUCUGUCAGAGAAUCACAUCAUCUAUGUUGGUGUCCGUUUAUUGUCUCCUGUCAGUCCAGUUAAAGUGAUCCACCAUUACUUAAACAUUUAUUUAACUGUAAAAUAAAGACCCGAAAAAUAC